Molecule: messenger RNA, 2823 nt
Organism: Pyrenophora tritici-repentis Pt-1C-BFP
Lineage: Eukaryota; Fungi; Ascomycota; Dothideomycetes; Pleosporales; Pleosporaceae
Product: phosphatidate cytidylyltransferase
Biological process (GO): dolichyl monophosphate biosynthetic process
Cellular component (GO): endoplasmic reticulum membrane
Molecular function (GO): dolichol kinase activity
Source: RefSeq, a predicted model, not a curated record
AUGUCGCAGGAUAUAGUGCCACCAGAGUCGCGCGCAGACGUGGAGGGAGAAGAGCUCGAACCGUUGCGCCGCUCUCCGCACCCAUAUCUGCGCCACAGGGACCAAAUACGCAGACACUCACCAAACCGAAGCGAUGACCUAAUUCCUCAGGAACAGACGCCGUACGGAACCGAAGAUGACACGAUGCACGAGGACGACGGCAGAAAGCGCCGGAGACCGACAUCGCAGUCACCCAGCGAAAGCGGCACCGAGGCAGACGAUGAAGGCUGUAGCCUUGUGAAAGCGCUACCCGCUCCACCCUUACGACCGCACAAGGGCCUUCGCGAUCCGCGAGCCUACGGGCCAGAAGAAUGGGCGGCGACCCCUCUCCUGACCCCAACGCAAAUCGACGACGAGGGGAGGAGGUUCUCGGACCGCUUCCUUAACAACAAGGGAAUGCGCAAGGGCGACAUAUAUCACACUGAUGAGGAAGCGAGAGUCGCUCGACAGAAAUACCUACAACGGCGGCGGAAUGAGCUUCUUAGGAGGACUACUGAGACUAUUCUCCUGGCUGGCAUUGUGGUCCUUGCAGUCCAUGGAUGCGCAUGCUGGGCCAGGCUGCUCGAAUGGCACAGAGGUUUGCACCCUAUCAGGUAUAUGCUGGGCUAUGUUGACACUGAUUUAGCAGAACUGUUGACUCACGUGGCGGUUUUGGCGGCCGUCUUGGGCUUAUAUCCUCUUCGUCUCAUGUACUAUUCAUGGAAAAACCAAUCGCGUCUCAAACUUGGUCAGCGAAUACAUCUACCAGCAGCCUUCGAUCCAGCAACCAUGCUCUAUCCUCCAGUGUUGCCCGUCCUCAUUGCAAUAUCACUCUUUCCCUCAUCACCGAAGCUUCUUCUGCCGAACUUGUUGCUUGGAUUAGCCGCAUUACCGGCUAGGGUAAUUCCUUUCAAAAGCUCAGUCUUGGGCUACUCACCGCUACACUGGCUUCUUUCUAUUCUGCCUCUGAUUGCAGCAGGAAGCACUAUCAUCCCUUCUUGGCCACUUGCAUCGAAACCAUACAGGCUCGAGCUGCCGCCGGGACAACAGGACCUGGAUCCAGAGCUAUUGGUCACACUGUUUCCUUUAUAUCAGGCCCUUCUACCCCCGCUAUACUACCUUACUACAACAAGUCUCCUACCCACCGAGCUCCACUUACUCUCCAUUGGGCUCAUCAACCUCUUUUUAUUUUCCGAAUCGCCACAGGCAAUCAUACUCAUGGUAUUGUUGUGGCUGGGUGGACUCGGCGUGUUCUUGCUGUGCGGCAAGGUCCUUAAAUGGGGCGUCGCACUUGCACGCAUCCCACGUUGGAGGCUCCGACGCGCCGGACAGGUCAUUCGAGCGCGUCAAAACUUUCUACAGGUGCUGAACCAGAGUCUAGGGGCAAAGAACCGUGGAAACAGUAAGGGAAGGAUGAGUGACAGUGAUGCCGACGACGACGAAGCCAUGCCUUUGCACAAGACCAAGAGCCUGAAGCUCAAUAUUCUAGACUCUGUACGUGGCAACAGGGAAUCUACAAAGGGUACAGAGCCGCAAUCAGCGGUCGAAGCUGCAAAACCGGACUCGCUGAAUUUACAUGACAGCACAGAAGGAAGGCCGAGUCUUGGACGUAAGCGCAGAAAUACACUUCCUGUUCUUACAGCCGAGGAUCACACGUCACAACAUCGAUACGCAAAUCGAAGGCGCACGACAUCUAUUGCACAGUCUUAUCUAUCGCUUACACCUAGCCAAGCAACAGCAAGACAGUGGCUUUAUGCUGGCUACUUCUAUGUCGUGGUUGUCGGCUUGAUACUUGGACCGAUCCGAUAUGCUAUCGGCAAGUAUGCUUUGCAUGACCAUGAGCCGUUCGGAUGGGCAAUCGGCUACCUAUUUGGAAACAUACCGGAUGUGCGGUGGAAGGUAUUUACAUGGAACCUGGACUGGUGGAUUCCCCUACCCGCAAGACUGGAUUCCGAAGCCUCAUUCAACUACGGUGAAGAGCUGCCAGUCGCGCAAUAUGUUCGCCAAGUCAUGUUGGGGGAAGCGAAUACGCGUUUAGUGCUAUGCAUAUAUUGUGCUGGCACCAUUCUUGUCGGCCUUAUUUCAGUCUUUUCUCUAUCUGCAGUUGUCGAGGUCGAUACUCGGCGCAAGGUCUUUCACGGCACCAUGGUGGCCAUGCUGCUGCCGACCAUGUACGUGGACCCUUGUUUUGUCGCGCUGGCUCUGGCGCUUGUACUGGCGAUUUUCAUCCUACUCGACCUAGUUCGUGCUUCGCAGCUACCUCCGCUGUCCAAGCCCAUUGCCAGAUUCCUCACGCCAUACGUCGAUGGACGCGAUCUACGCGGGCCUGUGGUGGUUUCGCACAUGUUUCUUCUCAUUGGCUGCGCGAUACCGCUUUGGCUCUCACUGGCAGGCGUGGAACGGAAGGGAGACUCGCCAUGGCAGGAGUGGGAUGUCAAGGACCGGGAUGUCAGCAUGGUCGCCGGAGUAGUCUGCGUAGGCAUGGGUGAUGCAGCCGCGUCCCUUGUCGGACGCCGCUACGGACGUCGCAAGUGGCCGUGGGCGGGGGGAAAGUCGCUCGAGGGAUCCGUAGCUUUUGCAGUCGCCGUCACUGUGGGGCUUGUCUUUGGCAAGGCAUGGCUAUGGGCGGGCUGGGGACAUGGUCAGGCAACGAACGGGUGGGCGCUGGAGACAGCGGUCACGGUGGGCAAAGCGGCUCUUUGUGCAGCAGGUGCGAGCCUCAACGAGGCGGUGCUCACAGGCGGCAACGACAACGUGAUCGUGCCCGUCAUACUAUGGGUACUUGUGAGAGGGGUCAGGCUGUAG